This is a messenger RNA of Eubalaena glacialis (North Atlantic right whale), 1973 nucleotides long. It is a transcript of the gene FBXO24, whose product is annotated as F-box protein 24. The transcript is spliced from 10 exons. The coding region runs from base 175 to 1920 and encodes 581 amino acids. Lineage: Eukaryota; Metazoa; Chordata; Mammalia; Artiodactyla; Balaenidae. Gene Ontology annotation, molecular function: protein binding. The record is from RefSeq and is a predicted model, not a curated record.
UCGGCCCUCCACUGGAAGGGAUAGAGGCCGAGAAACGCAGACCCUGGUCCUCUUCCAACGAAAACCAAUCGCAAGCCAGAUACAGGCGAGUGACUGUCAAGAAGGCCAAUUAGACCCUCCGGAGGGAACCUGGCCCGGCCUCUUCUCUGAGGGACGGCUCUACCUACCAAUACCAUGGGCGAGAAGUCGGUCCCCUCGCUAAGGAGGAGGCGGGUGAAGCGGAGCUGCCCUUCAUGUGGCCCAGAGCCUGGGGGUGAAGAGAAGAAGAGGAGAGGAAAACCUAUAUCUGUUCAGUUGUUCCCCCCAGAGCUGGUGGACCACAUCAUCUCAUUUCUCCCAGUCAGAGAUGUAGUCUCUCUAGGCCAGACCUGCCACUACUUCCACGAAGUGUGCGACUCUGAGGGCGUGUGGAGACGCAUGUGUCACCGGCUCAGUCCUCGCCUUCGAAAGCAGGGUUCUGGGGUCCGGCCCUGGAAGAGAGCUGCGAUUCUGAACUACACGAAGGGCCUGUAUUUCCAGGCAUUUGGGGGCCGCCGCCGCUGUCUCAGCAAGACUGUAGCCCCCGUGCUGGCCCAUGGCUACCGCCGCUUCUUGCCCACCAAGGACCACAUCUUCAUUCUUGACUACAUGGGGACCCUCUUCUUCCUCAAAAAUGCCCUGGUCUCCUCCACCCUUGGCCAGAUCCAGUGGAAGCGGGCCUGCCGCUAUGUUGUGUUGUGUCGCGGAGCCAAGGAUUUUGCCUCGGACCCGAGAGGUGACACAGUUUACCGUAAAUACCUCUACGUGUUGGCCACUCGGGAGCAGCCGGGAGUGGUGGGCACAACCCACAGCCAGUCCUGUGACUGUGUCGAGGUCUACCUGCAGUCCAACGGGCAGCGGGUCUUCAAGAUGACCUUCCACCACUCCAUGAGCUUCAAACAGAUUGUGCUGGUUGGUCAGGAGACCCAGCGGGCCCUGCUGCUCCUCACAGAGGAAGGAAAGAUCUACUCUUUGGUAGUGAAUGAAACCCAGCUGGACCAGCCACGCUCCUAUACAGUUCAGCUGGCCUUGAGGAAGGUGUCCCGUUGCCUCCCUCACCUGCGUGUGGCCUGCAUGGCUUCCAACCAGAGCAGUACUCUCUACAUUACGGACCAGGGGGGAGUGUAUUUUGAGGUGCAUACCCCAGGGGUGUAUCGUGAUCUCUUUGGGACCCUUCAAGCCUUUGACCCCACGGACCAGCAGAUGCCGCUUGCACUCUCACUGCCUGCCAAGGUCCUAUUCUGUGCUCUUGGCUACAAUCAUCUUGGCCUGGUGGAUGAAUUUGGCCGAAUCUUUAUGCAGGGAAAUAACAGAUAUGGGCAGCUGGGAACCGGGGACAAAAUGGACCGAGGGGAACCCACACAGGUACAUUAUCUGCAGCGCCCCGUCGCCCUGUGGUGUGGCCUCAACCACUCCCUGGUGCUGAGCCAGGGCGCAGACUUCAGCAAGGAGCUGCUGGGCUGUGGAUGUGGGGCCGGAGGCCGCCUGCCAGGCUGGCCUAAGGGAAGUGCCUCCUUCGUUAAGCUCCACAUCAAGGUCCCUUUGUGUGCCUGCUCCCUGUGUUCUACCAGAGAGUGCCUCUACGUGCUGUCCAGCCAUGACAUCGAGCACCAUCCCGCCUACCGGGACCUACCAGCCAGCAGGGUGGCGGGGACCCCCGAGCCCAGCCUGGGGGCCGGAGCAGCCCAGGACCCUGGGGGGGCGGCGGCCCGGGCCUGUGAGCAGUACCUCAGCCAGAUCCACAGUUGCCCCACAUUGCAGGACCGCAUGGAAAAGAUGAAGGAGAUCGUGGGCUGGAUGCCCUUGAUGGCUGCACAGAAGGAUUUCUUCUGGGAGGCCCUGGACAUGCUGCAGAGGGCUGCUGGAGGGGUUGGCCAAGGCCCCCCAACACCUGACAGCUGACCCCCCUCUCCUGGUCUCACCCCUGGAGGGAGGGUCUGGCCCUGGGCCAGGGG